AUGCCCCAAUUGUACUUUCAAUGGUUCUUUUUCGUUGAUUUUAAAGCUCGUAGAUGUGAAGGACACCAAAUGAGUUCAAGCGAGGUAUGGCACGAAGAGAGAAAGAUGGGAGGUGAGGAUGUGAGGAGGACAAGGAGAGCCGCGGCCGGCGCCCGGAAGGCACAGUUCUCGUCACCAGACCACACUACCAAGCGGCAUCGAUCACAACAACGCCCCACUCACUAUAUAGAU
Molecule: messenger RNA, 231 nt
Organism: Brenthis ino (lesser marbled fritillary)
Lineage: Eukaryota; Metazoa; Arthropoda; Insecta; Lepidoptera; Nymphalidae
Source: the annotation of a GenBank genome assembly